Osmerus eperlanus (European smelt) is the source of this 1673-nucleotide messenger RNA. Its product is annotated as plasma membrane ascorbate-dependent reductase CYBRD1. Gene Ontology annotation, molecular function: oxidoreductase activity. Gene Ontology annotation, cellular component: lysosomal membrane. Lineage: Eukaryota; Metazoa; Chordata; Actinopteri; Osmeriformes; Osmeridae. The record is from RefSeq and is a predicted model, not a curated record. The transcript is spliced from 4 exons. The coding region runs from base 548 to 1153 and encodes 201 amino acids.
UCUGUCGGGUUUGUGGCUAUAAUUUUUGUCCUGAGAUGGAUAUUUCACUUUAAGGAAGGUUUGGCAUGGGAUGGAGGACUCGCCGAAUUCAACUGGCAUCCGGUUUUAGUCGUUAUCGGUUUUAUUUUCAUACAAGGAAUUGGUGAGUGUAAUAAUAAAUACCAGAAUACUAUUACGUCAGUUUCACUUACGUAGUUACUACCAAAAGUUAGAGACAGUUCAAGAUUUCUUAAGAAGUCGAAACAUUUGUGAAACGAAAACGGUGAAGUUGAUCCUGUGCAACAACAAACCUUGAAAACUGAUACGAAUUGGCAAAUGCUGCGAGUACUUUCAGUAAUUCCUUCCAAGACUGUGCUAAGAGUUCUCAACAGGAUUUAUGCAGAUUCCAGAAUUCCCAAAAUUGUAUUCGACGAGGCUGGAGAUUAAUUAGCUUGCGUCACAACAAAUCCACUUGAAUUUGCUUGUAACGGUGUAACCUUGGCAUACAAAUAAAUAACAUACUAUCAUUGUAUACAGACUGCCAUGGAGCUGGAAAUGCAGCAAGUUAAUGAUGAAGUUCAUUCAUGCUGGCCUCAAUAUACUGGCCUUCAGCUUUGCUGCUGUAUCCAUGGUAGCAGUCUUUGACUUCCAUAAUGCCCAAAACAUCCCCAAUAUGUACAGCCUACACAGCUGGGUGGGGCUAGCAGCUGUCAUACUAUACUCACUACAGCUUGUUCUGGGACUUUGUGUAUACCUGAUACCCAUUACACCUCUAUCCUGGAGAGCUGCUCUGAUGCCCAUGCACAUCUACAGUGGCCUCUUCAUCUUCACCAGCGUCAUAGCAGCAGCCCUCAUGGGCAUCACAGAGAAACUGAUUUUUGGCCUGAAAGAUCCCAAGUACAAGGACUCGCCCCCAGAAGCAGUGUUUGUGAAUGUGCUAGGAGUGCUCAUAGGAGUUUUUGGAGCAGUCAUACUUUGGAUCGCCACUCGGCCUGCUUGGAAGCGCCCCAGUGAGCAGGUCCUGCAGCGCCUGCAGACCGACGCUGGACUGGCAGCUGGCCCUGGAGCUGGUGCUGCCGCGCUGCCACAGCACACUGAGAGGAUUGACCUGGAGGCCAGCGGAGAUGCCAGAAGGAGAAAUGGAAAACCGGAAGACCCAGGACCGGCCAACUGACCGGCCAACUGACCGGCCAACUGAGUGCCUCAAGAAACCCACCUGCUGGUUCUGUCUGUCUUGCCUUAUGCUGUCUCUAAAGUGUCUACUCUACUACUGAGAAAGUACCAAAACUAAAAGGAACUCCUGUUUUACAAACCUUUGCCUAUUUAGUUAGCUCCUUGGAAUUGUUUCCAUCCUUCCCAGAAUAUUUGCCUUUGAGCUUUUAAUUGAAUUAUUUAUGUAUAUUUCAGAAGGGACUGUAGUAUGAUAAAUAAUAAUUUCACAGCCCAUAUCAUCAAUGCAUUUAAUAUCAAAGUAUAUUUAUGCCAGGCAAUAUAUAUUCAAAGGUCAAUUUACACAGCUUAUGUAUUUUUUGUUAGUUUUUUACAAAUUGUAUUACCAUGAUUAAAUGGUUAGAAAUUUAUGAAGCCAAGCAAAAGUUAUCAAUAUGAUCUUUUCUUCUAUUAUUGUUAUUAGGUUCUUGUAAAGAGUUUUUUUUAUAUUCUUUAAUAAACAGUAUAUUUGACUAAAAAUGAAC